UCGGCUCGCAGAGCGGGAUCUGCCUGCGCCCGCUUCAGCUCAGGCCUUCCACCACCAUGGAGGGCUCCGUGCUGCGGCCGGCCGUGUCCGCCACGCGGGCCCGCCGCGGCGGGGCCGUGGGAGCUCUGGCGCUGCUCGCGCUGGUCGCCGCCUCGUCGCAGGCUGGUGCCUGGACAUUCUUACCCCCCCUGUCGCCGAGCGAGGUGCCGGCGGCCCUCUCGGACGCGCGGGCGCAAGAAUCUGGCCCCUGGGAGUGGUGGGGGCGGGCCGCCGCCGUCGACCUCGCCCUCUGCGAGAGGGAUGUCCGCCGCACUGUGCAGAACGGCAUCGACGGCGUGAGUAGCUUCCUGGAGCAGCUCGACGACGCCGCCGCCGCGGCUGGCUUCGCGACGAAGCCCGUGCCAGCCAUGGGCGCGGAGCUUGCGCGCGCGCGCUGGCGCCCGGAGGCCGUGCCGAACGUCAUCGAGCCUCUCACGAACCUGUACAUGAAGUAUAAAUUUGUGAUCAAGCCGCGCUGCAAGGACUGUAUGCUCAUCCGGCGCUGGGGGCGCUUCUAUCGGGUGUGCCACGUGUUCCCCAAGCACAAGGCCCGCCAGCCGGGGCUCGCCAAGGGCAAGCACGUCAUCAACAACAUCAAGCACAAGCUGCGGG
Molecule: messenger RNA, 651 nt
Organism: Prorocentrum cordatum
Lineage: Eukaryota; Dinophyceae; Prorocentrales; Prorocentraceae
Source: the annotation of a GenBank genome assembly